GCUGCAGUGGCGCCCGGGCGAGCUGCGCGGCGCGCUGGGUGCAUGGGGGGGCCGCAUCAGAGCCGUGGUCAGCUGCAUCUGGAGUCACGCGUGCUGGCCUGAAGCCCCUCGCGUGAAUCUGCAAGCAUCGCUGCUCGGGCUGGAGGAGCUCACUCUUUUUUUCUCCCGCUCCAGAAGCUGCUGCCGGCGUGCGUGAAGGAAGCCAGCAGGGCCCUAGGCUGAAGGUUAAAACCCCACGGAAGGAACAUGAGGAUCCCCUGGAGAUCAUUCAAGAGGAUGAUGGAAGGCGCCAUUUAGAGUAAAUAGAGUAAAAACUACAGGCUGCCACACUGGGGCCUGAAGGUUGGCAGUGGAAAACCCUGUUGGGCUGUGAUCUCUCACUCAAAAGUCCUAAGUGCCUUUUUGCUUCCUGCAAACGGAAGGAAGCCAAGGAGGAGACCAUGUCCAUCGCCCUGAAGCAAGUGUUCAACAAGGACAAGACCUUCCGGCCCAAGAGGAAGUUUGAACCCGGCACACAGAGAUUUGAGCUGCAUAAACGGGCUCAGGCAUCGCUCAACUCAGGUGUGGACCUGAGGGCAGCUGUGCAGUUACCCAGCGGGGAGGACCAGAACGAUUGGGUGGCUGUGCACGUGGUGGACUUCUUCAAUCGCAUUAACCUCAUCUACGGCACCAUCUGUGAGUUCUGCACUGAGCGGACCUGCCCUGUGAUGUCAGGGGGUCCCAAGUACGAGUAUCGGUGGCAGGAUGACCUCAAGUAUAAGAAACCAACCGCACUGCCCGCUCCGCAGUACAUGAACCUGCUUAUGGAUUGGAUUGAAGUCCAGAUAAACAAUGAGGACAUCUUUCCAACGUGUGUCGGCGUUCCCUUCCCAAAGAAUUUCCUCCAGAUCUGUAAGAAGAUCCUGUGCCGCCUUUUCCGGGUCUUCGUCCAUGUCUACAUCCAUCACUUUGACCGCGUCAUUGUGAUGGGUGCAGAGGCUCACGUCAACACCUGCUACAAACACUUCUAUUACUUCGUGACAGAGAUGAACCUCAUAGACCGCAAGGAGCUGGAGCCCUUGAAAGAGAUGACAACCAGGAUGUGUCACUAAUCCUCCACUGAAUCUUCUGGAAGAAAGGAGCACUAUUUCCACCAGGAGUCCCCAUAGGACAGAAAGUGGCCCUUGGUGGCUGAAGCCAUCCUGACUUCCAGGAGCAGACAAGCUGGAGCCCCAUGAGGACUUCCGAAAGACGUCUCUUACCCACUUCACGUGCUCUUAACCCUCUAAGUGCUGCUAGCCAGGACCUGUAGGCCACGUAGACCACAGCAUGAAGGACCAGCCUUAACCCCUUGGGCCGAGGACAGUGCAGGUGAAAGUGCUGCACGCGCGCCCACAUCACACUUCUGCCUGUGACCGGCCCGCUAGGCUUUACUGGAAUUCAGGUUUUGAGACUGAAGGUCUUUGUUGUGGUGGUUCUUUUUCACUUAUGUCUUUUGACUAACUUCUCUGUCACUUAUUUUUUUAAGUUCUAAGCAAUCGCGGGGCUACCAUGUAGGUAGUACGUUUUCCUAUCCCAUCUCUCCUCGACUCCCUACAGGCCUCUGGGCCUUAUAUGGGGCUUGGAGCUGGGAAAAGCCUGCAGUUUUUCUGGAAGCAUCUGCGCCAUUUUCCUCAUGGGCAGUUUCACCAGGGACCGCUUACUUGAUGGGCUACAUGAUCUGUGCCCCAGACAGGCCAUUCACAUGCUACUCUUUGGGAAGAGUCUGGCGACAGGAAAUAAAGCUGGUGUGUUGUUAGUUUACCCUAGUCAGAAUGCAUUCUUUGUAGCCACAGUCAUUUCUAGAUGCUUCCAUUAAAGAUAUCCUUUCCCAUUUCCCAGAAGAGAGGAAAUAAAGUUUUAAAAUGACCAGUAAGAUCCUUGAGUCGGAUUAGUGCAGUGUUUGUUCUUUAUUAAGGGGUAGUGAGUCCUGGCUGAUCCUACAUAUUAUAUUAUGGGGAUUUCAGUGACAAGACAACAGACAGUUGAUACAUGUAGAUUAAAUACCCUUGACUUGUAGCCUUCCCAACUGACCACUCCUUCCCAUUCUCUCUUUCUCUCUUUCUCUCUCUCUCUCUCUCUCUCUCUCUCUCUCUCUCUCUCUCUCUCUCUCUCUCUCUCUCUCUCUCUCUCCUGUUGUCCCUCCAUCUCCUGUGCUAGAUGAUGCAGUGCAGAAUUCAUUUCUUUCCAGUAGGUGUGCUACAGUCACCAAGGUCUUCCUUCUAUCCAUUCAACCGUCCCUUCCAACCAUCAGAGUCACCAUGCUACGCUCUCUCCUGCCUUUGGAAGUUUUAGUAAAUGAAAUGUUGCCUUCUCUGAUACCUUCACAGAACUGGUUCUGACAGCUUGACUAAGAAGUACCCAUACUUCCCGUAAUAUUUGAUUUUAAUGAAGUAUCUAUUGAUACUUUAUUAUUAAGUAUUGGCGGAGGGAAGUAGACAUGAAUGUAUUCUUGCAGUUGAUGUAAUAGCAAAAGACGACUGAGUUAGUCUGAUGUUAUUUAGUAUACAUAAUGUGUUAAAGCCAUUUACGGCCACCACAAAAGCCUAGAAAGCAUGAUAUCUUUGUGUAAAUGAAGAAGCUGACCAUCUAGACUGUCUCGUAGAUGUCGUCUUCUGAAGCCCAACACUACUACUGCUAUGUCGUUGGCUUGUUCUAACCUACAGGGACAUUUUUUCUUUUCUCUCUAAGUAACUUUUAGAGGCCAACACAGGCAAUGGUUUUUAGUUUUUGGUUUUGUUUUAUUUGUCAUUAUCACUUUGAGUUAAAAGCAUUAUGUGGCUGCCCUAAAGGUCCAGAGGAAAAAGAGCCUUGAAUCUGGACCCAGGCAAUGCAUAAUACCACACAUGGUGUGCAGGAUGGUGAGGCUGGGAGAUGGCAGACCAUUCCACAUGGCCUUGGGGAGUCUCCGCAGCUUUGUGCCUUGAACAACUGCAGGCCUCAUGCAGUUGGGAGUAUGCGCCUGCAUUUCAGUGAUUCUUAAUCAAGGAGGCAGCCUGACUCUGAAGACAUUUGUCAUUUCUAAAGUCAUUUUCCAACAAUUAUUUGUGUAUGUGAAAUUUCCAUCUAGCUUAAAACAUCCAGAUUUUUUUUUAAAUUCUUGGAAUUAUCUUCUUUGACUUCCAUUGCUAAUUGCACUAAUCAGCUCCUAGAGUAAAAUCUAGCCAACUACUCUGAUUUUUAAAGUAUGAGGUGUUCAUAUUUCUAUAGAACUUUGUUUGGCAAAUUCUAAAAAUAAAUCUUUAUGAGCUGUCCAUAAGCCUUUGGCCUGGCCUGAUCUUCCAUACAUCUAUAGUGUGAACAGAAGAUUCUUGCAGCUCCUAGGACAGCUCUAGGCCUGGUUCUGUCUCCUAAUCUUGUCCUUCCUCCUUCUCUACAUUUGUCUUAAUUUUGGGGAAAUGCAAAGUUGAAAGAUUAACACAACGAAGGGCAGUGAUGGUGCAUGCCUUUAAUCCCAGCACUUGGGAGUCAGAAGCAAGCAGAUCUCUGAGUUCGAGGCCAGCCUAUGAAUUCCAGGACAGCCAGGGCUACAUAGAGAAAUCCUGUGUCAAAAAAAAAAAAAUUUAGCACGAGUACCCUAUGUCCUUGAGUGCACCAAAUGUUAGCAUAUCAUCUCGGUUUCUUUCUUACUGUAAAUGAGCUCAUUGCUGAACCAUCAAAAAAUAAUAGUAAUAAAUUACAUCAUCAUAGAGUUUUAAAAUGCUUUUACAUACCUCUCCUGUUAGUAAUAAGAUCAUUAUCCUAUCCAUCUCCAGUGUCACCGGCUACAGGAGCCUGAAUAUUAACAAAGAGCAUAAUCCGUGGUUCAAAUUCUGCCUCAAAAAAUUCUUUGUAGUUGAUUUUCUUUUUUUAAAAAAAUCUUCAUGUAAUCAAAAAUUACACAUUGCAUUUACUUGUCAUCAUCUUCAUUUUCAUUAAUAAAUUAUCCUCUCUCCUGCUCUCCUCUGCCUCUCCUUCUUUCUCUCUCUCUUUCAGUGUGUGUGUGUGUGUGUGUGUGUGUGUUUGUGUGUGUGUGUGUGUGUGUGUGUGUGUGUGUGUGUGUGUGUGUGGUCUGUCUUUCAUGACUGGCAUUAUUAAACAACGCACACUGAUUUGAAUACAGAAUGUGCCCACAUUCUGAAAGAUUAUUUUCUGCUCAUUUCCUCAUUGUAAGAUGUAGGUUAAACAUGUCAAGGGUAAGCCUGUCCAUGGUGUGGAUGCUCCUCUUUACAUCAUGGAAGAAAGUGUGAAUGUCUAACUGAAGAUCAAUCAGUGCAUUCAAGGGUUAUCUGCCUGAGCCGAUCAAAGUCCAUAAUUCAUUGUUAAGCUUUGAGAUUCAAUGCACGCACCAUGUAUAGAAUAUGAAGUUAGACAUAUAUACUUCACUUCUUAGUGUGAUCAGAGUCCACAAUACCCAAUAUGAAAUCCUUUGCUGUGGAAGAAUUGCAGUGUGACAGGAGUCACACCUUCCCACCUAAGAGGAAAGGGGAGCAGGAAUUUUUCAUUUACAAAUAAUACCUAAGAGUGUUGACUCAUGGAAGUAUGUAUGAUCCUACAGCCAGAGGUAAAAUGUAUAUGUGUAUAUGUGCGCACACAUGUGCUCAUUUUUUUUCCCUUAGUGUCUUCUCAUUUAGACCCAUGCUUUAUUCAUUGAACUCAGCUCAUAUACCAGGAGAUAGUAUCUCUUUACAUAGUCCUGGGUAUCCUGAAACUCACUUUGUAGACAAGGCUGGCCUUGAACUCACAGAGAUCCUCCUGCCUCUGCUUCCCAAGUGCUGGGAUUAAAGGCGUGCUCCACUAUGUCCAAUGGUUGAGGGUGACUACCAAUUAUUUGGGGGAGGCAAACACCUUAACUUUCACAGUUGGUUGUGUCUCUCCAAAAGAGAUUAUUAAGAAUGAAGUGGUUUGGUAGUUUUGGGUUUUUUUUUUUCCUGAUAAUUUCAAAUAAACAAUAUAUCCACAACUCAGGGCACUCCCUGAGAUCACAAACAUACGUUUUUACCCUAAUAGAUACUGAUAUCAACCAUCUCAGAAGAUAGUUCCAGUCUGCCCUCUCAGGAAAAGGUAUGAACUUGUUAUGCAUUCUGGAAACAGCACAUCAGUCCUUCCACUUCUGUUCCCUAAGACGAUCAAGCACCUCCUCCAGGCUCCCUUACCUCUGCCUUUUUGGGGUUCUGCCAGUGGAAAUAAUGAAAAGGAUAGAUUAAAUUACUGAUCUAGAGUCUUUUUCUGCUUCUUCAGUUGUUGGUCUUCUCUUCCCUGGAUUUUCUAUUUCUUUUUUCAACUACGAUGAGUGGAAGGAACUUCAGAGCUUCCUAAUUUAUUCUUCCUACCUCCCAACCAUGCCAGCCACCUUCUAGGUAGAGCCUAUUCUCCUUUUGUGGAUAUUCAGGCACAGAAGUUCUACAGAAUCCUCUAUAUGUCCCACUGAAACUUCACCGCCUUUGAAACCCAACCCAACCCAUCCAACCCAAGCCAAAUAGUCCCUUUGAGCUCCAACCUUUGUCUCAUGUCAUGUUAUUUAGGAAGGUCCAGAGAUGAUACAGGGGUAGCACAUGCUUAAUAAUGACAGCUUCAUUUGCACAUUUGUGGAAUAUCUGAAGCCUAAACCAGCGGUCCUUCAGCCUCCCUUCAGAAUUGUCCCAAUUGUGUCAUCCUCUCAGAAGUUUUCCCAUUCCACCAUUAAACAUUUCUCUGGUUGAGCUGGAAACUCUCCAGAGUUCUCUCUGUGUCUGUGUUACAGACAUUGCCCACCGUGAAUCUGGUGAGUUAUCUCAAGCCUUCCCCAGACCCCGAUAUGUUUCUGCUAGUCUUGGCUGUAAGAGGAAUCUUUAGAUUUUCUUACCUAUUUAAGUUGACCAUCCAGAAGUCUCUGAUUAGGUUAUAUUGACCUUUCUAAGUUUCCUUCUUACUCUUAACAACCUUCAUCACAACACACUGUUUCGGUUUCAUUGAAAUUUGAUUUAUUCCAGCCCACCACUGACCCAGUCCAUUGUCACUGAUAAAAGCAUGUCAUUUCUAAUAGUCCCUUAGCCUAAAGGACACCACACUAAGGAAAAGAAACAUAGUAUGUCUUCAAAAAAAGAACAAAGGUAUCAUUUGGAUAAUAGUGUCAUUCUGACUCUGAUUAUUUUGACUUUAAUGAAACUAGUGAUUCCUGUCUAGAAUUAGUCAAAGUAUAUUUUGGAAGUAAUGAUUGUUUUUCCUGGUUGUAAAAAUGUUUAUAAAAAAAUUUUUAUAACAAGCUAUUUUCCUCUGGACAUAUUAAAUAUGGGUAAAAGAUUUUUCAAUGGUUUGUAAAGGUUUGUGUAACAUAGAGGAUGAGUCACUUCUAAUGAAGUGAGCUGUUUUACUAGCUUCUAGUGUUCUGCUUUCAAAGUUUCCCUGUCUCGUUUUAAGUACAUCUGAAAAAAUGUUAACUAUAUUUUUGUUCCACUUGUGAUUCACUUGAGGGCUUGACUGUGAGAAAGCAGACUAACAUGAUUAAAUCAAUUAAAAGAGCUAGAUAAAUCUAAAGAAUAUUUAUGAAAGAAAUUUCUGUGUGAGUUUAAGAAUUCAAAGGUCAUGAAUAAAAGCUACAUAACCACCCUCUA
Messenger RNA from Mastomys coucha (southern multimammate mouse), 6590 nucleotides. It is a transcript of the gene Mob3b, whose product is annotated as MOB kinase activator 3B. Gene Ontology annotation, molecular function: protein kinase activator activity. The record is from RefSeq and is a predicted model, not a curated record. The transcript is spliced from 4 exons. Gene Ontology annotation, biological process: positive regulation of protein phosphorylation; signal transduction. Lineage: Eukaryota; Metazoa; Chordata; Mammalia; Rodentia; Muridae. The coding region runs from base 441 to 1091 and encodes 216 amino acids. Gene Ontology annotation, cellular component: cytoplasm; nucleus.